CGUUUGUGGAACUUUUUGACCAUUUUCCAAGAAUAUUAGAUCAGUUCAACUAAAGGUAUAGAAAGAACUUAGUCUGUUUGCAGUAGUACACCUAUGUUUCUUGAUAGAACGCACGCGAGAAGCGUAUACUAUUAACAGGUAAACUGGCUAACUGGCGUGAAAUUCGAUCUAAUUCCCCCCUUACCGAACCCCAAAUUCAUACCAAUUCAAGCAGACGAAAUUUAAGUUUAGUCAACCAAAUCAACAUGGCGGGUGUAUCAGAGUUUACUAUUUCUCCGAAAGAAGCUAUGAUUUUAGUCAAAAAACAGUCGAAAGAGGACGAUGGAAAGAAGUGUUACAUGAUGCAAAUAACCUUUACAAAUGUGUACAGUGAUAGUGAAGUGCCAAAUUCGUGUUUCAGGAUUUUACCUCGUCUCUUAAACGGUGUCCCACUUGGUGCUGGCUUAAUGAGUCGCGACCAAUUACAAACAGUGCGUUGGAAAUUUAUAGAAGGAACCAAACAUAGCCACACCUUCAUAUCCCAACCGUUAUUAAAGGAUGAAGCCCAGGAAACUAAACGAGGAUUACGUGAUAGACUUAUUCAACAAUCCCAGAGGAUAUUCGGUGAUUUGACUGUGAAAGCCAAUAUAGUGUUAUCGGAGUGCAUUAAUUAUGAUGGUGAUAUGAUACUUAAUGACAUUGCUGUCCCUAACGAGGACGGUUUUCAUUUUCGAGACUGAUUCCAAAUGUGAUUGACUUGAAAUUCCCUCCUCCAUUUAUGUGAUAUUGAUAUAUUGAUACUACUAGUGUGCCUCAUGCAAUGAACUUUCAACUAGACACUUGACGGUUCACCAGUCUUUGAAAUAUGUGAGAAAUUUACCUAAUGAACAAUUUUUACCAUACUGCUCUGAAACACCAACAAGCAAUCAUUUUAGUGUUCUCAAUGGUGUUAAAAGCAGUUGCAUCGCUAGUGGGGCUACAGAGGGGCAUCCCUCCCACCCCUAGAAAAUUAGGUAGUACCCAAUAUUGUACCCCCACUUCAUUAUAACAAAUUAAAUACAUGAAUUUUAUAUGUUUUUGCUCCAAAAUAUGUGCCAGAAUGCACCAAAUUAAUUCUAUCUUUAAAAAAUGUUCUUCGGGAGACCCCUCUCGGACGCUCCAUGUGAAGCUUGUUAAGAACCACCAUUAGUCUUGGAAAGCUGGCGCCGCUACUGGUUAAAAGCAUUAUGCCGUGUCUUGUGAUGCAAUAUUGAAAGUGUUCGAAAUAUCUUGCAAAAUGUGUCAAGUUCCAUGAAGUUUGUAGUGAUUUUGUUAUUAUGUGUAUAAUUUAUUUGUUGAAUGCACGAUUGAGUUGUUUAUACGUAUUCCCUAUAAAUAUUCCAAAUAACCUUGUGUGAAUGUACGCAGCAAUAUUAAAUUAUGAUGUUUUGAGCACCAUUUAAAGAGAUUUUCUUAAUUUUUUUUGUGCAUCUGGGACACUGAUAGCAUCAACUUGCACCAUUCCAAUUUUCAAUCAGACGUCUAUUUUUUUCCUGCAAUUCCACUCCAGCUAAGUUUUGAUGACGUCAUAUAUCGCGAAAGGCCUUAUGAUACAAGCAUUAUUAUUUUUCGAAUAGUAACAUCUUAAACGUUCUCGUUUAGUGGAAUUGCAUUAACCACAGACGUCUUGCAGAUUUUUCAAAUGGUGCAAAUGAUAUUGAUAAUACCUGUGUCCCCGAUAGAAUUUUAAAAUUUAGAACACCUCUUUGCUAUCACUUUAACAGUGGAAAUUGUCGAAGGUUAUUAUAUGAAUGAACUAUAUUAUAUUUCUGUUAACAAUAAACAAUGAUCAAUUUUG
Lottia gigantea (owl limpet) is the source of this 1816-nucleotide messenger RNA. RefSeq lists its product as hypothetical. The transcript has a single exon. Lineage: Eukaryota; Metazoa; Mollusca; Gastropoda; Lottiidae. The coding region runs from base 246 to 719 and encodes 157 amino acids. The record is from RefSeq and is a predicted model, not a curated record.